Molecule: messenger RNA, 3708 nt
Organism: Jaculus jaculus (lesser Egyptian jerboa)
Lineage: Eukaryota; Metazoa; Chordata; Mammalia; Rodentia; Dipodidae
Gene: Kics2
Product: KICSTOR subunit 2
Exons: 3
Coding region: 21-1358 (445 amino acids)
Biological process (GO): cellular response to glucose starvation; protein localization to lysosome; negative regulation of TORC1 signaling
Cellular component (GO): KICSTOR complex
Source: RefSeq, a predicted model, not a curated record
GGAGCCGGAGCGCAGGUCGCAUGGGGGAGUCUAUCCCGCUGGCCGCCCCGGUGCCCGUGGAACAGGCGGUGCUGGAGACGUUCUUCUCUCACCUGGGUAUCUUCUCGUACGACAAGGCCAAGGACAAUGUGGAGAAGGAACGGGAGGCCAACAAGAGCGCAGGGGGCAGCUGGCUGUCGCUGCUGGCCGCCCUGGCGCACCUGGCCGCGGCCGAGAAGGUCUAUCACAGCCUCACCUACCUGGGGCAGAAACUAGGGAGCCAGUCUUUCUUCAGCAGGAAGGAUUCCAUCCGGACCAUUUAUACUUCCCUGCAUAACGAGCUGAAGAAGGUGGUGACUGGCCGAGGUGCUCCCGGAGGGACUGCUCCCCACGUGGAAGAACUCCUUUCUCACCUGUCAGAGCAGCUCUGCUUCUUUGUGCAGGCUCGGAUGGAGAUCGCAGACUUCUAUGAAAAGAUGUAUACCCUCAGCACGCAGAAGUUCAUCAAUGCCGAAGAGCUCGUCGGCCUUUUGGACAACAUCCUCAAAAAAUAUAGCUCCAGAUUUCACCACCCAAUCCUCAGUCCUGUGGAAAGUAGCUUCCAGCUGGAAGUUGAUGUCCUGAGUCAUCUCCUGAAGGCACAAGCCCAGAUCGCAGAGUGGAAGUUUCUCCCAUCUCUGGUUAACUUGCACAGUGCUCACACCAAGCUCCAGACCUGGGGCCAGAUCUUUGAAAAGCAGCGGGAGACCAAGAAACAUCUGUUUGGAGGGCAGUCUCAGAAGGCCGUCCAACCCCCACAUCUUUUCCUUUGGCUGAUGAAACUCAAAACCAUGCUGUUGGCCAAGUUUAGCUUUUACUUUCACGAGGCACUGAGCCGGCAAACAACUGCUUCAGAAAUGAAAACAUUGACUGCAAAAGCUAACCCGGACCUUUUUGGAAAGAUUUCCAGUUUCAUCAGGAAAUAUGAUGCUGCCAAUGUGUCCUUAAUUUUUGACAACCGAGGCUCAGAGAGCUUCCAGGGUCACGGCUACCACCACCCCCAUUCCUACCGAGAAGCCCCUAAGGGCGUGGACCAGUACCCAGCCGUGGUGUCUCUGCCCAGCGACAGGCCAGUCAUGCACUGGCCCAAUGUCAUCAUGAUCAUGACGGAUCGCACGUCUGACCUGAACAGCUUGGAGAAAGUGGUCCACUUCUAUGAUGACAAGGUGCAGAGCACCUAUUUCCUGACCCGCCCAGAGCCCCACUUCACCAUUGUCGUCAUUUUUGAGUCUAAGAAAUCUGAGAGAGACUCCCAUUUUAUUUCCUUCCUGAACGAGCUCUCACUUGCUCUCAAGAAUCCCAAAGUUUUUGCCAGUCUAAAACCUGGAUCCAAAGGUUAGCAGGUAAUUUGUGUGAAGGAUUUUCAGGACGGGAAACUUACUGUUCUGAUGCUCGCCGUGUACGUGACUGGAAGUUACAUUCACUCACUGCUUUCAUAGCUGGACUGAAGACGGAUCUUCCUUAAUCAUGUUGCACACUUUAUAAGCAGUUAAGGCCAAGUGGAUUAAGUCUCCAAAGAGUAACUAUUUUUUCUGAUUUUCCUGUACUUCAUGUUGAUGGAAUAUUUAUUAUUUGCCUUUCACUUUUUUUUUUCCAGAUGUUUUCUGUUAUUCCAAGCCUGUGUUCUGAUGCACUUCCGAAUACCCGUUCUGCUUGUUCCUGGAGGAGGAACUGGGGACAAGGCACUAGGCGGAUGUGUUUUAGUCUCAGAAUUACCAUUGCUAAUAGGAGCUUUACAUUCUAAUGGAAUUCAUAUUUUUGAAGCCAUAAUUAAGACAGUGGUGAGGAAUGUCUGCCAGUGAGUGAAGCUGAAGGUCUGAGAUGCACAUCGGAAAGUCCCCUAAUAACUUGAGUAGCCAUGGCUACUUUCCAGGUGACCCCCACACCCAUCUGCAUUUGUUUUCACCUUUAAAAGGUUGUAAUUUUUCAGUGUCUUCAAGUCAGCAUAAGCCAUGUGUGGGGUUUCUUCACUCGUCGGUGUAGAAUCUGCUUGCCUUCCUAUUUACCACUUUCUGCUGAAAUCUGUGUUCAUGUUUGGCCCCACUCCCUUGUUUUUUUUUUUUGUUUGUUUUGUUUUGUUUUUUAGGCUUGGAAAGCAUGCAGUUGCUUUUAAGGCACUUCAGUUUCUCACACAACAUAGCCUACUUUUGUAAAAUCAAACUGAAGGUCUUGAUGCCUUUGCUUGCUAAAAAUCAAUUGUGCUUUCAAAGACCUCUUCAUAGUUGAGUGAUCAACUCAGUGUUUAAGCACAUCUGAACGUGGGUUUCUUGUCUGCCUUGCUGCAAGUCUGUUAAGAAGCAGUGCUAAGGUCCUAGUCAUUUCUUUCAGUGCUUGUUCAUGGGGGAGUGGAUAGAUCAGUGGAGGCAUAGGCCUGUGGAGACCUUCGAGUUACUGACACAGAGUAACAAGAAGCCACUGAGAGUAAUUGAAUUGUUACUACUUGACAGUUCUUUCAGAGCAUUGCAAAGUGUCAUGAUCAGAUCAGUCUCUUUGUCAUGAUUGUAUGGAGCCUCUGUUGUGUGUGCAGGCAUACCUGCAAUGUCUUCAGAGCCAGAGAGCCCUCCAAGCUUGGUCUACCUGGAAUAUUGAAUACUGGCCUCUCUUCCCUUCCUUCUUCCCUAUAAUCUUAAAAAGCCAGUUUGACUGGGUGUGGUGGCACAUGCCUUUAAUCCCAGCACUUGGGAGGCAGAGGUCAGAGGAUCACCGUGAGUUCAAGGCCACUCUGAGGCUGCGUAGUGAUUUCCAGGCCAACCUAGGCUAGAGUGAAACCCUACCUCGAAAAAACAAAACAAAAAGCCAGUUUGCUUUAAAUAGAAAGUAGUUAUUUACCCUUGCAUUUUAUUAACUCAGAUUCUACAAAAACAUGAAGAGAUUUUUACAAUAUUGACUUUACAUUACAAAAUAAAAAGCAAUUAGAACUCAAGUUACAUAAUUUUCCUUCCUUUUUUGUUUGACCAAGAAACUGAAAAACAUUGCCUGGUAUGUAUUCAUUUUCUUCCUAGGUAAAACCGCCUUUAGCCUUAAUGAUAUGACCCUGAUAUAGUUAAGAGAACAGAGGCUUCAGUGGAACAUGAAGAGUGUAAAUAAAAUAUAUAUACAGUACUUAAAGUAGUCAGAUCUAUACAUAUUGGAAUUGUAUAUUUAUUUUUGAACAUAUUUUUAAACAAUUCAAAAAAUAUUUACAAAUAGCAGAAAGCAGAUGUGGGUAUUAAAAAAAAGUGAAACAACAUAGAUGCAUCACCGCGGCUGCCAUAGACUGAACGGGAAGAAGUUUUGAAGAUUAAAUGACACUUUGAUGAUUUCUUAAGCCCUUCAGUAUAAAGCUUUCUAAUUACAUACACACAUAAAUGUAAACUACCCAUAUUUUGAUUCAUCAAGAAACAGUCACUUUUUACUUUAAGAUUUACCCUUUGAAAACAGUAAUGAGAUGAUCUGUAAUGGUUGUUUGCCUGAUAGGAAGGGUAAAUCUGCCUAUUUUGAAAUGUAUUUCUAAACCAUGGCUGGAUGAAUUUGUAUAGGUACCAGGGAGUGUGGUCACCAGUUUGUCAAGGAGUCCAUCAAGGAUGUUGCAUUGUAGCAUGCUACCUGGACAGAGGGUGAACUUCCAAGCUUUGUCCUCUCACCGCCAAUCUGGUGUCUGACAAUGUUUUUGGGAAGUGUGUGAAAAUAAAGCCUAAAUUUUUUUUUUUU